AAGAAGAGGGGAGGGAGAGAGGAGUCAACUUCUGCGAGGGGAGGAAACCGACGGAUAUUUUUCGCCUGAGCGACAAAAGCCGUCAACUCUGGAAUCAGUGUGCAAGAUGCAUCCUCUAAAGGCAAACGUCGACAAACUGUCAGGGGAGUAAAGCCUUGAAGAACAGGACAUCGAAUAUGCAAUUAUUUUGCAUUCAGUUCUACGCAUGAAGUUAAUCAGAAGACUCGUAGAAGAACAGGUGGGCAAUGUGAUUCCAAAGUCCAUGACUUCACUUCAACGUCCCACUCCUUCUCAGAAUGCUGGACUGACUGCUGAGGAAUGGCAUCGGCGAUAUUCGAGGGGACGUCUCUGGUCAACAUGUUUGUCAAGGAUUGCUGGGUGAACGGGAUCCGGAGACUGAUCAUAAAUCAGCGAGGAGAGGAAGAAGAAUUCUACGAGAUCAGAACCGAGUGGUCAGACAGAAACGUUUUGUAUUUGCACAGGAGUUAUUCCGAUUUUGGGAGAUUGUUCAAAAGACUGGUUGAAUCAUUCCCUGAGGACAGAAGAGCUCUCUCCAAGUCGCCGCUUAUCGAAGGUCUGGUUAAGAUUAAAGAGGCCAGUGACAUUGAGCUGAAACUAAAUGAGGUGGAGAAGCUACUGAAGAAUGCCAUCAACAUGCCAUGGAAGUAUUCUAGGUCAGAGGUGGUGUUGACAUUCUUUGAGCGAUCACCGCUGGACCAAGUGCUGAAGAAUGACAACGUCCACAAGAUCCAGCCAUGCUUCCAGAGUCCAUACAAGAUAUCAGAGAUCAUGCGUUCCAAUGGCUUCUGUCUGGCCAACACUGAGACAAUCGUGUUUGAUGAGAGUCUGCCACAGGAUGCAGAGAGACCCUCAUCCACUGACUCUGCUGCUGGCUCUGCAGAACACCUGUACGAGGAUGGCAGGGAGUUCCUGACUGUGGAACCAGACAUCAGUGACGAUGACUCCGAUGCCUACGUCACAAACCUGUCUUACUACCAUCUGGUCCCCUUUGAGACGGACAUCCUGGAAUGAGGAGCCAAAAUGGCUGACGGUUAGCAUCACUGCCUGCUCAGAUGCUGUCAGAAACCAACCCAUGUCAUGUGACCUAGCUGUGGGCAGCUCUGUCCAGCAUGUUGGCCACAAAUGUUACAGUAGCUGCACAACUGCACCGAAUAACUUUGCUACUGCUGCUUAUAGGCCAACGUUUGUCAUGGCAGCUUUGUCUCUGUCGAAUCAGAGAGCAGAUCCUGGGGUUCAGCGGCUGUAUGGACAGACAUACACACAGACUGUAGUAUUAUUCACAAAGAUUGUAUAGAGAGAGAUUUAAUAUCACUGGCUUACAAAGUCCAAUGUCUGUGAUAUCACCAGUGUGCCUCAUCCUCUAUCCUCAAGAUGCGGUUAUAAGGAAAUAAGGAGAUUGCCCAUGUCUUGCUUCCCGUGUCCUCUCUCCUCUAUAAUUGUGCAUUUGAGUUUUCUUUGGGAUUGAACUUGGUGUACUUCAUAGAACUGUGUUCAGUGUCAGCCUUAAACUGCAGUAUUGUCAUUACAACCAGUAUUACGAAAGAUUAUUGUUUUAUGUGGAGUGAUAGCUUGACUUUUCUAAUUGGGAUUGAAUGGGAAAUUAACUUUUUUUGGUUCACUGUGACUUUUCCUCACCACACCUAUUGUUAGGACGACAGGUUAGGGAUGUUAUUGUGUUCAAAACAUCAAAUCGGAACACUACAUCACUGUAUGAAUGACAGUACCAGAUUGGUUUGAGUAGCAAAAAUGUAACAGUUGCGUAAUCUUCGUCUAGGGGAUUGUUAUCAUGUGCAUAGUGUACGCAAGCAGUGUUUUGCUGGUUCAAGCAAGGCCAUGUCAGACCCUGUAUUAUGCUGUAUAGGCUACUGUAAUUCCACAACUCAGUCCAACAGCUGACUAUAGUCUCUGUGUGGGAGUCUGCAGCGUAGCCAGCCACUGGAGAAACAAAUAUUCUCUGUUUCUAAAGAUAACAAAUGACAAUGUUGUGUGGAAAACCACUAUAAGGGAAUUUAGGCCAACACUGGAUUUUUCCUCUUCCUGUUGUUUGGCAAAUAAACAUCAGUUUAAACACAGCCACAACAUGAUUUCCCCAAUAUCACUAAAUAAGACAUCAUUUGGACACCAAACAUGUGGGAAUGGCACAUUUGAAAAUAUGGCAUGCCCCAACAUGGUUUCUGUCCACAUUUCAAGUCAAAUUAAAGAUGAAAAAAAUAAAUAAUAAUUGACUCAGCAUUUGUUUCCAGUGGAAGGUUUUCCAGGUGUCUGCACUUUCAGCAGUCCUGUAGAUGUAGUGGUAACUUGUUUAGUCGCUCACAUGUGUUCCUGUCUCCCUACAGAAGUGAGUCUAGUUUUUCUCUGUAUGUGUGAAGCUGCAGCAGCAUUGAGCCCUCUGGCUACUGGGUAGGUAGCUACGUAGCUAGCUGUCUGUCUUCCACUGCUCUGUAUUGUUCUGCAGCCACAGGGGUUUGCCCCUCCCCUGAAUCCACAGGCACUGAACAUUCUGAAACUUGGCACAUGGGGCCUUUACCCGACCCUAAACUCCCCUCCCCUAGUUAGCAACACAGUCAUGCCCAUUGCUCAGCCCGUGAGAAAACCUAGGUCUUUCUCAACAUGUGAAACUAUCCCACUUUUUUCUCUUCCUGCUUUCUUCUCUAUUUUCUCAGAGGCAGAGAGCCUAAAGAGGAGGAAAAACACAUUUUUGGGCACUGGAGGUGGUUCUGUUGACUGGCUGCGUUGGAGAAAUGGCACCACAUCCUUCUUAAUGCUCCCUGGGAGAGAAGGAAAAUCCCACCACUAGCAACUCAAUGCUGAAAUAAGGAACUGGACUAUUUAAAAGGAAAAUUAUACAUGAUGUAUGGAACGGUUGAUUGUAUUCAUUUCUGUUCCGAGUCAGUCUAGACAGUAGACAUUGAUUCGUGAAGGACCUUGUGCAGUGUGCAUGCAUCCAUCCAUCCACCAGUCAUGGCUAAACGGUACUCAACUAAUCCCGUGUGGCCUCAGGAGUACCCAACCAAACUCCAGUACUCUGGUCUCUCCGCCACACUCUUUGAACACACCAGUAUGUCAAGUUCAACAAAUGUCAGACAUCGGUGUGAUCAUUUGGAAGAUGCUUUUUCUUUUAUUACAAUGAUAUUCUAAUUUAAUAUAAUGUUAAGAGGUUAUUUAUUUUUAUAGUCCAAAUGUUUGACAGACUGGCUGUCAUAUCGCUAAGCUAACCGUGACCCGCCUUGUAACCUUGUUGAUAUGCUUACGGCCAGUGUGAGACAUAUCUUGAAACAUACUGCAUCUGCUCAGUAUUAUUAAUUAUAUUAAUCAAGAGUCUAAAUCCUGUCUGGAGGGGGGCUCUAAACUAACAAAUGGAAUUGUUAUAAGAUGGUCAUACCAAGGAUUAUUUAGCUAUUUGAUUUUGAAUGUUAAGGCUCCUUAAGGUAUCCCCCAAAAAAUAUUGGAUGAAAAAUGGAUUAGGCCUACUGUUAUUAACCAAUAGAAACACAUUGAAUAACAGAUGCACCACGUGGAACAACAGAUAGUUAAAAAAAUAUAUAUUCUAAAGAAGUUUAUUCUGAAGUGUCUGUCGAAUAUCUGAGAGAUAUGAUCAGGGAACUCUAUUUUUUUUAACAUGUAUUUAUCCCCUUAUUUUAGGCACUAAACUAUCUCAAACUAUACUUCAAUAUAUUAUUUGAACUGGUACCGGGACCUUCAGUCUUGUGAGGCUUGUGGGUGUCCUAGAGCAAAACGGAGAACAUACUUUUUUGUUGUUUUAAAAAAAUGUUAUUUUACCCCUUUUUUCUCCCCAAUUUCGUGGUAUCCAAUUGAUUUUAGUAGCUACUAUCUUGUCUCAUCGCUACAACUCCCGUACGGUCGGGAGAGACGAAGGUUGAAAGUCAUGCGUCUUCAAAACGGAGAACAUCGUCAUGUUUGGGAGAGUCUCAGCUUUCCACAGAGGGGCGACCGUUCCAGGCGCUACAAACAGAAGUUGGCAUAAAAGGCUAUACUGUCUUCAGACGAGUCUUGUGGGAAUGGUUGAGCAAAACGGAGAACAUUGUCGUGUUCGUAAGAGUCCUCUUUCAAUCGGUUGUAGGCCAAACGGUUCGGACGCUACAGAGGUUUUCGUGAGAAGACCGAUUUUCGGGAUGUCUCGUGGUCUGACAAACACCACUCUAGCUCUGCCACCUUUCACCACAGAUGCGGAAGGGUGAUAUCGGCAGAGGCGGUGGAUUGAGAUGCAGCCCAUGCAAAACAUAUCUCUAGCUUAAACAGACAGAUUGAUGUUUUUUUGUAUAAUGUUAAUUCGAUUUCCGCAGGGGUGCGGACAUUGUAAGCCAAGGGUUAAUACUUCAUUCAUUCUGUCUAUGAUUGGUAGACUAUGUAACAGUUAUAUUAAAGAUGUUUUGUAAUAAAAAAAGAAUAACCUUGA
Oncorhynchus kisutch (coho salmon) is the source of this 4438-nucleotide messenger RNA. It is a transcript of the gene pxdc1b, whose product is annotated as PX domain containing 1b. The record is from RefSeq and is a predicted model, not a curated record. The transcript is spliced from 6 exons. NCBI's taxonomy places the organism in Eukaryota, Metazoa, Chordata, Actinopteri, Salmoniformes, Salmonidae. Bases 319 to 1032 code for a protein of 237 amino acids. Gene Ontology annotation, molecular function: phosphatidylinositol binding.